This is a messenger RNA of Trichobilharzia szidati, 2986 nucleotides long. NCBI's taxonomy places the organism in Eukaryota, Metazoa, Platyhelminthes, Trematoda, Strigeidida, Schistosomatidae. The record is from the annotation of a GenBank genome assembly.
GUGCUGUCUGUUUCAUUGCAUAUCUUAAAGUCUUGAUGCAGCUGUUACUUUCAGUAAUACUACAAACUCACACUUAUCUCACGUUUCCAAAUAACAGUCAUCCACCUUUGUCUACAUAUUUCAUAUGGAUCCUACUGACUCGAAUGGCAAUUGUCAAUUGAAUAUCACUUCGCCGAUACCUUCUACACGUCAACGUUAUGGUUUAUAUUUACCACCGCCUACUCCAUCGCCGCCUGAGUUAACUCCUUUAACUAGUCCAAUAAUAACUAAUAGUUCAACACCUACUACACUGGUCGAUUCUAAACAAAAUACUCUUACAAUAACGCAAGAAAGACGUGAAACACCUGAGGGUUUUGUACUGCCUUAUAAUACAGAGAAUACUACAAGUCGAACAAACUCAUCAAGUGAAGCAGAGACGUCGUUUCUCUCACCUACUCCGAAUAAAUCGUAUGUCUUAACAAAAACACUAACAUCAGACAACAGUAUAAGAAAUGUCAAAUCAUCUAUUGACUUGAUGAAGGAUAUCAAUGAGGAGAAUUUAUUGUCUCACAGAUCAAAAUGUUUCACUCCAGAGGUGCAUAUUUCACCACCUUUAGCCUCAUCCAGUGUAUCCAACUCAGUGAAAAAUAACUCCAUUAAUGGAAAAUUAGAAUCUUCUAGUAAAAAUCCUGCAAAAUCAAUCACUACUAGUGACUUUGAUACAGUUCAAGAAAAUCCUGAUGUUCUCAAAUGGGAUUAUGCUGGUGAUUUAGCCUCAAAUCGAUUAGAUAUUUCAAGAAUCAACUCACAAUUGAAUAUUUCUUCUUCCUCUUGUUGUUCUUCUCGUCCAAUCAAUUUGCCUAUUGAUUAUAUCGAUUAUGAUACAAGUGUUGCAUUGACAUGGCCAUCUUCUGGUGUUCACCUUUCACCGCCAUCAAGAUAUGGUUAUCUAUUGCACAGAAAGUGUAAUUUCAAUAGAACAUUGAAUCAUAAUAAUUUGUGUAAUUAUUUUUUAAGAAAAAAUCGAUAUGGAAUAAAAAUUGAAACUGGCCUAUCGACAACUGCUCUGUCUGCUGGUGUAUUAAAUCAAGGUUCAUUUAUAUCAAGUCCAGAUCCUGAAGACGACGAAGCGGUGUACAAUUCAUUACCUUUACAUUCCGGUGAUAAUUCUCUUAGCGCAUAUAAAUAUCAUAAUCGUUAUCGCCAUGAUCACCAUGGUUAUCAAGGUCAGCAUCAUCACUACAAUGAUUUAGAAAGUGAUGAAAACUCACAAAAACUUACCUCGAAAACAAGUAAUAGUAAUGACCAGCACAAGCACCACCACCAGGAACAUCAGAGAAGGGAAGAAGAAGAUAAAGAAGGAACUGACGAUAACGAUGAUGAUGAUGAUAAGACGAAUAAUUGUGAUGAAAUGAAAUUCGAGCUACCCACAGAGUCUGUAUUCAACACCAACGAGAACAACACAGUGAAUGUGACUUUAAAUCAAAUUUGUUUGAAUACCAGUGAAUCGGUGACAGAACUGCAAAAUUUCGCUAAUCGUAUUUUAAAGGCAACUGAAGCCGCUGAGGAACAACUUAGACAACGGAUAAAUCAUUUGUCCGCUGUAAUGGAUAAAACAACUGUCAGCGAUAGUAAAUUACAGGAGGAAAAGGCAAUAGAUAAACCACCUGAACCACGUGCUCGAACAUCGCUGGCAGGCCAGUCAAUUGGGUGUACUGAUGGCGCGCAUCAAUCUCUUCGGAGGGAUGAUAAUAAACAAGAGGAUACCUUAAUCCUCCAACCUUCAACAAAAAUCAAUCAUGCAGUUACAAACGAUACAAAUAAUGAGAUCUUCGAUGACAACAAUGAAGAGAAUUUACAGAUUCUACAGUCAGUACUGCAACAACAAGAAGAAGGUAAGCAUCAAUCUGAGGAAGACCAACAACAGCAACAAGAACAACAACAACAACAAAACGAUUUGUCUUCAUUAUGGACAACAUCUAUAUCAGAUAGAACAGACGCCAGCAUUCCUUCCUUUGCCUAUGUAAAUAACGAUGCUCACAUGAAAGACGUACCAAAACAACAACAACAACAACAAUCAUUGUUGAUACAUUCAACAGAUUUACCACGAUUACUACUUCUUGAUCAUAGUGAUGGUGAAACUGAAGAAACGGUAUCUUAUAUAACUCCUCCAGAAGAUGCACAACAUAUUCAGGAGGGUAUUCAAACACCUAGACAAGAUCCAGCUAAUUAUUCAGCGAUAACAACAAUAACUCCAAUGAAUGAGAAUCUCCAUUGUGAAACAGGCGGUUAUGUUGUUGGAGUGGAAAGUUGUCGAAGUAGUAUUAUUGUUGAUGGCAAUUUCGACAAGGAAAUAUUCGCUUAUCCUAUUUCUAAUGAAGCAGUUGGUCAUUCUCUGUUAAACUAUGCUGAAUUACAAACAAUUAACACCGGUAUGCCAAUUUCACAGUCAAUAUUGCCUAUCGAUAAUUCUCAAAUAUUGAUUCCGUGUAGAGAGGGGAAAAUAAAUCAAAAUGGAAAUAUGUCAGCUACUACAGAACAGCAUAAGAUUGAGUCUUCCGGUGAAAAUUCCAAUUUUCGUAGUAUUUGUAUAUCGACUAAUGGUAAUACUGAUCAUUUGGCUACUACAACAUUUCACAAUGUUCAACCCUUUCAAAAAAGUGUCCAAUCAUCUUCAUUCCCUACAAAUAAUGAAUCAGGAGUUGAGUUGUACGAGUAUAUACCUUCACGUUAUACUGGUUUAUCUACAUCCGAUGUCCAAUUGCUUCAUUUGGAUCAGAUUUGUCAAAGUCUACCAACUUGCAAUGGACUAGUUAAUUCUACUACAGAGACGACAAUAACAAUACGACCAGACACUAAUCAACUUUCAUUCAAUACUGCUAAAGAAAAGCCUAUAAAUGAUUUGCCGAAACAAAGUCAAUUGAAUAGUAUAUCAGAAAAUAUGAUUGGAAGUGUAACUAAGAUAACUUAUCCGAAUAAAUUAUCAAAUGACCAAUACUUCUAUUAA